Molecule: messenger RNA, 3155 nt
Organism: Lytechinus variegatus (green sea urchin)
Lineage: Eukaryota; Metazoa; Echinodermata; Echinoidea; Temnopleuroida; Toxopneustidae
Product: rab GDP dissociation inhibitor alpha-like
Exons: 9
Coding region: 168-1505 (445 amino acids)
Biological process (GO): vesicle-mediated transport; protein transport; small GTPase-mediated signal transduction
Cellular component (GO): cytoplasm
Molecular function (GO): Rab GDP-dissociation inhibitor activity
Source: RefSeq, a predicted model, not a curated record
CAUAUGGCCGGCUAUGGGGAAACGUGUGGGAAACGAAUCCGUGCGCGUUCGAGACCUCAUCAUCACGAAACAGAAACAGGCCGACAAUUCACUUUUCUUUGCCAAGAUCCUGCUUAUUAAUUCAAAUUUGUUCUUUUCCCUGAAUAUCCAAAGAUACCGGAGUAGAUAUGGAUGAGACCUACGAUGUUAUUGUGCUUGGCACAGGUCUGAAGGAAAGUGUGCUAAGUGGACUUAUGUCUGUGAAUGGCAAGAAAGUUCUUCAUCUUGAUAAGAACAAGUAUUAUGGUGGUGAAAGCGCAUCUCUUACUCCCCUCACUGAAUUGUUCAAACACUGUAAUAGGGAGGCUGAAGAUAUUCCUGAGAGUAUGGGGAGAGGUAGAGACUGGAACGUUGAUCUCAUCCCGAAAUUUCUCAUGGCAACAGGUAAGCUGGUGACCGUACUGAUUAAUUCUGGAGUGACUCGUUACCUUGAAUUCAAGUCUGUAGAAGGGAGCUAUGUCUUCAAGAAGGGAAAGGUCCACAAGGUACCAGCUACAGAAAAGGAAGCAAUCUCAUCUUCUUUGUUUGGUUUGGUGGAGAAGACCAAAUUCCAAGCAUUCUUGAAGUACAUUGUUGAAUUCAACCCUGAUGAUUUGAAAGAUGAGGUUGAUCCAGAGAAGACCACUGCAAAGGAACUCUACAAAAGAUUUGACUUAGAUGAAUCUACCAUUGAUUUCACUGGUCAUGCCAUAGCUCUUUAUAGAGAUGACAGCUAUCUAAAUGAACCAUGUGGGAAGACUAUAAAGAGGAUCAAACUGUACUCUGAAAGCCUUGCCCGUUAUGGCAAGUCACCAUACCUCUAUCCAAUGUAUGGUCUUGGAGAGUUACCACAAGGAUUUGCUAGACUGUCUGCUAUCUACGGUGGUACCUACAUGCUAGAUAAACCAAUAGAUGAGAUUGUAGUGGAUCAAGAUGGAAAGGUUACAGGAGUAAAGUCUGGUGAUGAGACUGCCAAGUGCAGCAUGGUGAUUGGAGAUCCUACAUACUUUCCUGAAAGAGUUAAGAAGGCUGGACAGGUUGUUCGUGCCAUCUGUUUAUUGGAUCACCCUGUACCUAACACCUCUGAAGCAGCUUCUUGUCAGAUUAUUAUCCCUCAGAGCCAGGUUAAUCGCAAAUCUGAUAUCUAUGUACUGGUGGUAUCCCAUGCCCAUCAUGUUGCUACAAAGGGACAUUACAUUGCUCUAGUUGCUACCACAGUUGAGACAGACAACCCUGAAGAUGAGUUAGCCCCUGGAUUAGAUCUUCUUGGUCCUAUCAUUAAGAAGUUUGUAUCCGUCUCUGACAUGUAUGAACCAAACGAUGAUGGAAAAGAGAACAAGAUCUUCAUAUCUUGCUCCUAUGAUGCUACUACACAUUUUGAGACAGUCCUUGAUGAUAUCCAAGAUAUAUAUCUUAGAGCUACAGGAGAACCAAUAGACUUCUCUAAGGUUCAACAUGAUCUUGAAAUCAGCAAAGAUUCUCAAUAAGCUGUGCACCAUAGUCACAUCUAGUCCACUAUCUCCUGUGAGAGAGUUUAGAGGCUGUGUGUACAAGAGAAGCAAGCCAUGUUAUUAUUUAAGUAUGUUGCAAAUCACUAUUUAAAGUGCAGCCAUAAGAUGUGUACUUAAAGUCAACUUGUAAUUUUGAAUUGAUCAAAUGGUGUGACAUAUGAUUGCAUUAAACAUGUAAAAAUAUGUAGGAUAAUUCUUUCCUUCAAUCAUUGGAUGUUCAGGUGUGAGGUUAGAUACUAACUAAAAAAAAAUCUUCAAAUUAGUGAAAUGUUUACAUUCCACAAAUUUUAUUUGUACAUUUAGAAGUUCAACUUCAGAUUUUUUUUUCUUAUUCCAGCUGUAAUUGUAAACCAAUCAUGCUUCCUAUUGCCAGUGAUAAGUUGUACAGAAGUAAUGAAUGAUGAUGUAUACUACUACUUUAAUGAGUUAUGCCUUUCAUAUUCUUAAUGUGUAUAUUGCAACUGAUUAGACGUAGACAAAAAUACACUUUACAUAAGUGUACAUGUUAGUGUGAAAAGUGAGCAAAGACAUUAUUUGUUUUUGCUAAUUUUAUUUAUUGCAUAAUAUACCAAAAUGAGAUGAUUAAUAUAUUAAUGGAAGAUAUAUUAUUAGAUUAGAUUUUCAAGCCUGAAUUUUUGAACUCUUAUAAAGUAUUUGUUAAGUCAAGAGAGCAUAAUAGUGUACAUGUAGAUCUAGCUGUUCAUUUUUAUCCUAGGUGUAAAUUUUAAAAAAAUUAUGUGCUUUGCUUGCAAGUAAUGAGUAAUCCUAAUAUGAAAUACCUAAAACUGAUGUCUAUCACUUUCGAUUAUAUAGUACAUAUAUCCUUGACAUUCUUAUCAAGGUUUGUAUCAUUCAUUUAAAGAGAAAGUCAUUCAUGAAUAAUGAAUGCUAAAAACUACUUAUCUUGAACGUCAAAGAUAGUUCAGCUCUUGCCAUUGUUGUUCAAAGACAAAAAGUGUUAAGAAAUAUUGCAAUUAUUAUUCCCGUUCAAAUUGAUGGCAUUUGAAGCUUGAACAUUGUGUAACCUGUGAGUUGUUGCAUUGCAUUUAUGUUGUAAUGUAUCCAGUGUUAAUGUGCUUUUGAUAGUAGGAUAUGUAGAAUGUCUUGUUCUUUACUUGCAAGUGAGUUUUCUGAAAAUGAUGUGCAACUGAAACCCUAUACUGUAUCCUUCAUGUUAUGCUUGAAGAUAGUGUGUGAAUCAAAUAAUGGAGAAAGAAAUUUUGAUUUGGAUUGAAUUUUGGAGGGGAAAAAGGAAAAUUGGACUUAAGUGUUGGCUUUAAUUUCAUAUAUCUACUGUAUGUUCUAUAUUUUAUUUGUUUGUUGCAUACACCAUUCUGAGUGGAUAAAGAGCUUAAUGAAUUUCAUUAAUCAUUAUUACUUUAAAGUUAUUAUGAUCUUUGAAAUGAAAGUCAUUCAUCUUGUAACAAUGUUCUGAGGAAGGCUCAGUACUUAUGUCCAGUAUAUUUAGUCUCAACUUUAAAGAUAAACCAUCAUCUAUGAAAUUUUAAUGCAAAGGGAACUGACUGAAAAAUUUUAUGAUUUGCUUGGGCAGAUGUAUAUCUGUCUCAAGUUCAACUGCAAUUAAUGAAAGAUGCUUUGUAUUAAUUAUUAUCACUUCAUAUUAAA